Messenger RNA from Oncorhynchus kisutch (coho salmon), 2673 nucleotides. Its product is annotated as sal-like protein 1. Gene Ontology annotation, cellular component: nucleus. Lineage: Eukaryota; Metazoa; Chordata; Actinopteri; Salmoniformes; Salmonidae. The record is from RefSeq and is a predicted model, not a curated record. Bases 214 to 1938 code for a protein of 574 amino acids. Gene Ontology annotation, biological process: regulation of transcription by RNA polymerase II. Gene Ontology annotation, molecular function: DNA-binding transcription factor activity, RNA polymerase II-specific. The transcript has 6 exons.
AGUCGGCCGGAAAACCACACGAAGAAGACCAUUUAAACGGAAGUGAACAGUAACCAAGAACAAUUUUUACGUUAUCGUUUUUAUUGUUGUUAUUUAGACGUUUAUUAAAACCCUGCAUAGCAUCACAUACUUACCCCAGGUACUAUUUUAUUCGCGUUGGAGAAAGGUUAGGUUGAUGUUAUCUAGGUAACGAUAGGUAGCUAGCCUCUAACAAUGGCUGACUGUAUGGUUUUUCACACUCAAAUAGCCUCCAUUAUGGAGGUGCUAGCGAAUGCAGCCGUGGCAGAGAUCUGUAAGCUCGUAGACGACGACUACGCGGUGUUUCGUUUGGAAAUAACUCAAAGACAAAAAGAAAACAGGGCAUUGCAGAGGAAACUACAGCUACUGGAACUGAAGGUGCCACGGGACCGCGCUGACAAGACAAUGCGAGAGCGCGUCCUCGCCAGUCGUCCCAGAAGUGUAAAGAUCCUCGACAGAUACAGAGGAACCGCAAGAGUUGAAGGACAUCUUACUGGAGGCCACAGGAGCUUUGUGAAGCCAGCGGGGCACAAUUCAUGUAGAGAUGACCAACCAAUCACUGUUGAUGAGGGGGGUGGAACCUCAACCCAGCAUGUUAUCGUGAUAGAGGAUGCAGAGGCUGCAGGUCCUGAGGUCAAGCUGGAGAGGUCUCAAGAAGAGGAGGACCCACGGCACAGCAGAUGCCACUAUACUGGAACGGCUGGAGCGCCCCCUGUAGCCACAGAGGACCCCACCACCGCCCCAGCGCCACCCAUUACCCAACGAAACAUCACGGAGGAGGAGGGUCCAGAGGUGCCGCUCAUGAAGGAGGAGGGGUGUGAGGGGGGUCUGGGGAACCCUGAGGGGAACAUGGCCAUGGAAGACAACCAGACUACACCACCACCUGAACCCACAGAGGAACCAGCUGAGCAGCACAGGACCACAUACAGUCUCACUGAGUCAGUAGACAUGGAGGAAGGGAAGCCUGAUCUGCUACUAGUCAAGGAGGAGACAAUAGAGGACGGACAAGAGAGUAUUGAUCUGCUGAGUGGACUAAAGAUGGGGGAGCAAGGCGGUUGGCUGGAGGCUAACAGAGGAGACUGGGCGGCCAUCUUGGAUACCCAGGCCAGUGCAGCCAAGAGCCCAGGGGACAACAUCAUUGAGCAUGCCAGGACCAGAUGCGACAUAGUGGAGGUCAAUGGAUGGAACAGCGUCCUUAAUUCUGGGCUGGGGAACAACACUGUUAACCACAACCAGAAACAGAUGGUCGAAUACAAAACAACAGCUGAACUUAGUCUUCAUGACAACAGACUGGCUGAGACCAGGGCGAGGCGUAGAUUUGGUCUGCGGGGACGGGGAGGUGUCUGUAUGAGAACAGCCACAGACUCGGCUAGCGAUGCUCCGUCCUGCUCCUAUAGUUGUGAUUCAGAGAGACUGAUGGCGCCUCAGGUUAACCCUCUAACAGAUGCUGCCUUCAGCCUGCCUUCUAUAGGAUCUAUCAACUGGAACAUGGACCCUGCAACAACACAGACACUCCCUGGCCUUCGUCCUCCUCACAGUCUCCUAAUGUUAAACCAGACCUCAGACAAUGCCAGUGCCUCAACACUAAAUACCUACACAAGCCCAUUGACAAAUGACAGUAGUAGAGAUGGAAUCAGUAAAGGUGGCAUCGCCAAAGAUAAGUGUUUCCCGUGUUCGUUCUGUGGGAAAGCCUUCAGUUUCCCCAAACAGGUGGAGAUCCACCAGAGGAUGCACACGGGGGAGAAACCCUUCGGCUGCCACCUGUGCUGGGCCAGUUUUUCACACUCGUUCAGCCUGAAGAGGCACCAGAGGGUCCACACAGGGGAGAAACCAUUCAAUUGCCACCUUUGCCGGGCCAGUUUUUCACACUUGUUCAACCUGAAGAGGCACCAGAGUGUCCACACAGGGGAGAAAUCCUGAAGCUGCCCCAGUGUGAGAAGAGGUUUUCCCACCAGCACCAGCUGAAGAUGCACCUGAAGGUCCACAUGGUAGAGAGACCGUUCGCCUGUACACACUGCGGGUUCUCAGAGAGGAGAUACCUCAGGAUACACCAGCAGAAAACAUGGUCCAUGUAUAGAGUAUAGUAACAUAUAGUACUAGUUAGUGUGUUUGUAGUUAAUUAUGUUGCUUUUGGAUUUAGUAGGGAACUGGAUGAGGUAAACUCCACCCAGCACUGCCAGAAGAGGACUGCGUUUUUCCUAGCCACUGUGCUUCUACAUCUGCAUUGCUUGCUGUUUGGGGUUUUAGUCUGGGUUUCUGCUGAUGUAUAAAGGGCUUUAUGAAUGCAUUUGAUUGAAAUUUGAUUGAACUGAGGAAAGAAUGAGUAUGAUGAGGCAGAGUAGAUGAUAUGGUGCUGGAUGGUGUGAUGGUGUCUAGUAAAGAUGCUUCACUAAUGAAGAAUGACAAACUUAGUCCCUUUAGGUUGAUACUGGUGGUGUUAUAGUGAGAUCAGGAUGGUGCCUUGUAAUGUUGAACCUUUUCCAAAGUAUUCUGAAAUUCAUUUUAUCAAAGUAAGGGUUCCAGAUUUACAGAAAAGGUCCAAUGGUACCAUAGUGAGAAAAGUUAAUCUACUUGUAUCGUUUUGUGCAAUAAAAGUACCGUACGUAAAAGUUAUGCGAGUAAAUUACCAUCUUGUUGAAAUGAAAUACGAAUUUG